CUCGAACUCUUUUUGGCGCACUUUCACUUUCAUGAUGUUCUGUGUUUUCUUUCCCAUCCCGUCGUUCUCCGCCUACUGUCGUUGCGAUUAGAUUCGAUGAGUGUGAUGUCGCGGGUUGGAGAGAGGAAGUUGCAAAAUAGGCCAAGAAAAGAUAGACAAAUUGACGCGCGAAUCGGAGUAACAUCGUUGAGCGACAGAGAGACAACCAAAAGAUGCACCUUCUUUUAACGUUUGAUUUUGAAGAAAAGGUACUAAUAUGGAUUUAAUUUGAUUUUUGCGAAGAAAGAUUUGACGUGUACGUCGCUGUAGUUGCAUCGUGACACCCAUUGGGCAAAAAUGGGACCCUUAUCGCACCACCUGUACGGCAUUGCAACCAGUUUCCUCAACGAGACGCCCGCUGAUGAUGUGGCGCCGGCAGAUGCAGCGGAGGCCGCAGGUACUGAACAAGGAGUGUUGAUGAAAAUUUGAUGUCAUGGUAUGCUUGGAAAUGCUACUUUGAUCGGUGCCUUUAGAUGCCGCGACAACGAAAGGGUUUUUUCACAGCAUCCAAGAUUAGAUUUGCAUGAAAUGUGGUCGCGUCUUCUACACGAAAUAUCCGAUGGGACACAUGCACAUCUCUCGCACGACAGAUCCUUCCGCCGUCGCAGACCAGGGCGAAGACGCGGGCGUGAAUCAGGGCUUCGAAGGCAUCGUUCCGGCCCAGGUGGCAAAGCUGAAGGCGGAUAUGCAGGGAGAAGUCAACAUUCCGCAAAAAAUGGAAGAACUCUUUGGCAAAGCUCCUGUAGUCGACAAGGGAAAGUUGGAUUUGAAUGUAAGUAAGUACAUUCAUUAUCGCUUUGCUUGCGACUCCCCCCGAUUCCAUCACAAGUUCUUGCUGUAAUCGAGCGCCUCUUGUGGGCAAGACUCGCGCCUCUUUGGGGCGACGCGAGUAUUUCGAAAAUUAAACAUACGAAAACUCCAGGGCAUGUCGUCUCUGCGUCUGGCCGCUUUUGAGGGGGAAAACGCGGACGCCGCGCGCACCUGGGCAGCAAACCUGGCGGAGCUGAAGAAGCAGUGCUUCGUCGACAGUGGCGUGGAACCCUGCAAGGUGCUCGCAACCGAGAGCAUGUUCAUGGCGGCCAAGUACUACCAAAUGUGGGACGAAUCGAUGAGCAUGUGGGAUUCGCAAGGUGAGUAGAAUUACGCCCUGCUGCCUGAGUCUUGCUUUUUAUUCUCUGAAAGUAUGACUCUACGUCGUGGCGAGGAACGUAGAUUUGGCAGAAGAAUCAAGUCAAAACCUAAAUUUUCUAAAUGUCAGGUAAUGUCGAUGCGGACGGCAUCGGAGGGAAUGUCGAUAUGGAAGGCCUGGGAGGUGAGGAGCACGCCCAUGACAACUUGGGUGGGGCGGAAGAUGCGGAUGCCGCCGCUGCGGGAGUAUUUUUGGUUAAUAUGAUUAUGUGUUUUUUCCCUGCAUGAACAUGUGAAGAGGUAGUGCUAGUAUUGUCGCAAGGACGCGCCGCGUCGGGGAGACUAAUACUUCUAAUGUCGGUCGGACAUAUUCCUCAUAAGGAAAAGCACGCCGGUGUACCACACUCAGGUGUCAGCCGGCGAUGCCGGCGCGGAGCAAGCCCCAGCGAUCGACUCGGAGGCACUGCAAGUUGCGCAGGCGAGUAUGGGUGCGGGCUUGGCAGUCGGCGCAUCGCUGUUCAUGACGUUCCUUGACAACAACAAAUCUGAUACGCAAUCAAAGAAUCACGCCACAUUGCUUUGAAGGUCACACACAUCAAGAAUAUGCAGAUCAGUUCCGUUAAUAGCACCUGACCGAGGGAUCUGCGCAAAUUGGUUCAAAAUUACACACGAUAGAAGGUCACUGGUCAUGAUAGCGAAACUCGAGAGCAAUGAAAAAGUGCACGAAACAUGGAUCUGAAUCCUUUACGGGCAGCCUCCGUUUGGCAUCUUUGUUGUAACUGAUGCCAACCCGUUUAGCUGCCCUAAAGUAACUCAGCUCUUCCUAUCUCCAGCAUUAUUGAUAUGCUGAGAGAUGAUGUAACGCUGGCACAUCCACAUACACAUCGAUUUUUAGGUUUCUCCUCUAAAAUGCGAAAACGCAUUUGUAGUACAAGGAAGGUUCACUGGUUUACAUGCACCCGAGCUUUGUGGUGAUUCUUCGUUUCCAUAUCGAGCGUGGCCGGCCGCGCGAAGAAGGCCCGGGAAUUCCUGUGAGGGCGCACUAUUACGGGUGACAGAAUCACUUUUGAGGAGUCCUGCACGUGGAGGAAGCCUGGGAAUGUCGAAUCUGCUGUACGCAGUUCCUUCGCAUCAAGAAAUAAAAGAGAACUCGUUUGAGAAUAUCGAGCUGUGAGCUGUGUUUACUGUUUCGUUUAACUUUUUGCUUUCGAUGAACACUAUGCUUAGUGUGUUGAUUUAGAAAUGUGUGACGGUCAACAAAGGUCCGCUGCCGGAUGUUUAUGCUACACUACGGAACUUUAACCUUUUGCUUUUGCUAGACCUUACAUCUAAAGAUUUUGAAGAGCCGGCAGAAUUUUGAACUUCUCUUUUACGUUUCGGUUUCCUAGAACUUAUGUUUAUGAAAAUUGUUGUUGAUUAUAGAGAUAGAGGACACAGGCAAGAAGGGUCAGAUUUGGUGACUGAGAGGAAACCUAAAUUGUCGCAGAGCAAGUGUGUUUCGAAUUCGAAGUUCAAGUAUAUAUUUUGAAAAUUUCAGCAAACAGAAACAAGAU
Messenger RNA from Amoebophrya sp. A120, 2720 nucleotides. Lineage: Eukaryota; Dinophyceae; Syndiniales; Amoebophryaceae. The record is from the annotation of a GenBank genome assembly.